This is a messenger RNA of Pseudo-nitzschia multistriata, 2826 nucleotides long. The record is from the annotation of a GenBank genome assembly. NCBI's taxonomy places the organism in Eukaryota, Bacillariophyta, Bacillariophyceae, Bacillariales, Bacillariaceae.
GCCUCAACGGUCUGCUCUCCGCCGCAUAAGGAUGCUUAUGUCCAGUCCGGUUACACAAGCUAUCAAAAAUACCGAACAGCACCUUUUUUGCGUACAUUCGAACGCAAUUCGUUCGAAACGCAAUUAAACCAACCACCGCAACCGAGAUUCCAAUCCGAAUCUCCCUUUUCRAAGAAGACAAACCAUGUCGAUCACUUUCACUUCGCAUUGAAAAUCAUWGGUAUAUAAAUUGAGAAUMAGAGUAAACGCGAGGUCCAUUGCGGCCACAUAAGAAUCGGAAGCGCCGAACCCCUGGAGUCAGUCGAGGACGGAGAUGUGCAAGAAUUCUCCUAGCGUGGGCAAGAAGAUUGAUAAUUCUCUUGGGAUGAAAAGGACGGAUAUGAUCGACAGGAGUGCAGCCGCUGAGUCGUAUCCAGUGAAAGCGAUGGAACCACCUGAAUCUAUGGUUGCUAUCUGCUGUGGAUGUCGGCCAAGCACAAAAAGGAGAAACCAAAGUUAUAAAACGACACUGAAAAACGUCGGAUGGAGAAGGAUCUUUCGGCUAAAGCGGAGAAAAUUCAGAGAUGUUGAUCCUGGGAGAGAUGUGGAAUGGCAGGCUUUUCACCACUACCACGGUAGUGAAUCUGGCAAGAGCAUCAAGAGCGAUUAUGGUGACGAUGACGACGACGACAGUAUGUUCUUUUUCGAUGCGGUGGACUUUCCCCUCGGUGACGACGAAUUUCCAAUCGAUGGCUACGUCGUCGGAGGAAAGGGAAAGGCUAGAGUAGUUUUUACCACUUCGAUUGCACACCCCGCACCAAAGGUCAGCCUGGAAGACCCUACCAGUAUGCUUCGAAAUUCAGAAAAAAAUGGAUCCUCGUGCGGUGGGAUUGGCGAAGACGACAAUGAUUCCUACGAACUCGUCCCGGUGCAAAACGAUAACAGGAUUGAAAAUUACAAAGAACCGAGCCUGCGUUUCGCAAAAAUUCGGGCGCGGUCCAGCGAGGCUCUAGCUGCCGAGUUGCAAAAUUUUCCAAAGCCGUCUCCGACUUCGGUCGAAGACGCAAUCGGGAUGGCCGGAUAUCCAGGAACGUUGACGAUUGAUGAACUAGAAGAAUGCGUGAGUCUCGUAUUGAAGUUUUCGAAAAGUUUUCGUUGGCGCAGAUUACACMCCAUCAUGGGGAUGGCGUCGUCUGUGUAUAAGAUCUCGUUCUCAGAUGUAUCUGACUGUCUUUUGAUUGUUGCCGUGGGUCUGAUACAAUAGCAAAAGUUCCUGAAAGGACUCAACAAGCUACCACCAGCCGUUGCCGAACAGGUCUACAGUUUUCGAGACGUYGAGGAUCAACCCUACACGAUUUGUCGGUGGCUACGAGCUACAAAAUUCGAUGCCGACGCAAUUUUGGCACGAUUGUCCGAAAACCAGCCCCUGUUUGAACAGGCUAAGGAGAAAAACUUUUACGGUCCCAACCUUGACGAUUAUCUAGGAUGCCCACUGUCGGUAUUUUUGAGCCAGUACCCCUUUAUGAGUAUCGGACGGGGCCGCAACGGAUCGCCGGUCAAUUACUUUUUGGCCGGAAAAAUCAACCCCGAGGGCAUCAUGGCUCUGUGUACCGUCGACCAGUUGGCUUCCUACUUUUGGUACAGUUUCAUGUACAAGAUGAAGGAAGAAGUGCGGAGAACCCAAAGAAUGGAUCCAGACUUCUGCCGUUGCGAGGGCAUCAAUAUUGUAGACCUGAGCGGAUUAAGCACAGCUUCUCUUACAUCGGAAACCAUGGAGGUGAUCAAGAUUGCUUCCAAAGUCAGCGAUUUCUUUCCAGAGGUACGAAGAUUGUUUGAACUAUUCUUUGCUUUUUAUCCGCAUGUGCUUCGUGCUUCGUGCUUCGUUCUCUUCACACAUCCUCUGUGAUUUUACUUGGUAUUGCUAACGAGAUGACGAAUUAUUUGUUUCCUUGAAUGUUUUUAGACACUCCAUGCGAUGCUGGUGUUGAACGCUCCUAGCUUCUUUACCUUUUCGUGGAAAUUGAUCAAAAAUUUCAUCGAUCCUCGAACAGCUUCGCGGAUUCAAUUGUUCUCCUCGCAACAAAAGGGACAAGAUGCUUUGGAAAAUCUGAUCGACAAAGAAAAAGAAAUAUCUAAGGACUAUGGGGGUGGCAAUGUAUCCUUACGGGAAGCAUUUUUAAGGGAAUGCUCGGACCCGCAAAUCGUUCGACAGGAAAUCGAACUGAUUCACUGCAAGCGAAAAUCCACCAAGGCGAUACCGAAGGCAUGGACCCUUGGGGAGAACGAAUGCAUCGAGAUUACCAUUUACACUCGCUCGGUGAGCGAGGCUGACAUUCAUAUUUCUUUCAAUGGAUCGGCGGUAAAAACAGUGAAAUCGCGAUGCAAGUUCGAAGGGGACGGACGCGACAGGAAGCCGCUUCCGAAUAAGACCGUAGCGGUGUAUGCGAAAUUCAAGGAAUUUGUUGGUCCCGGGGAAGUCCUGGUGGAAGCGCACGAUCUCGAUUCCACGAUAUCGAAACAACACAGCGGUCAGUCCCGAGGAUAUUUUUUGGUCGUAGGAGACAUCAAACCAAUCUCCAGUGUGGCGUCUACCGGUACGAACAGCACCAAACAGAAGCGCAAGGUCUCUUUUGUGGAGGAUACAGAAUCCUCGCCGUCGAGGAAAAACUACAACGCCGCUGUCACAAUGGCGGGUCUGGUGCGAAGCAAGACACCUCGCCGAGAUUCGAUUUGACGAAGGAUACAGAAGCAUAAAGGAAUCAAACAGCAGUAGUGUCGAGUGYUUUUUGACAAUUGUACUCAUGAUUCCUACKGACGAUCCAUGUAAAAUAGAAUCCUGUUUAAAAU